AUAUCCGAAAAUAGUUAGCGGGAUAAAGCAAGGCAGAAUCCGCCGCGAACCCUAGUUCAUUAUCAUCUCCAUUGGGUAAAUAAAGCUAUGGUAUUAUAUACCGCGCAUAUCGCGAGGGGAUAAAUAAGCAAUAUUGCAAUAUACACACACACGCACACACCCUAUCACGCACACCCUCUCAAUCACUCUCUUCAACACACACACACACACACGCAAACAGAACACGCACCGAGAUCAUCAACGUAUUUUUAGCUGUAUAAUGCUUGUAGCAUCGCGCUCGCUCUUAACCUGCAGCCAUUCAUCCAUGCUUGUAUUCCAGCAUUGCGAGUUAGAAAUCUGUCGACUUUAUGUCAGGUCGCCUUUUGUAGUAUAAGUCAUUUUCUCCGAGCCCGGCGCCAUUUGUACACCUUUCAUCGAAUGACACGCAUGUAGAACACGAUUUCCAGUUCUAAAGAUGGGUCUUUUCUGUGAUACAUAGAAGCUGUUUCUUCCGUUACUGAACACGUCUCAUUUAUGACGAUGAUAGGGUUGUGUAAUGGAUGCAAUCAGAGAGCCCUCGAAAGACAGGCCCUACAAUGACCCGUCCAGUACGUCUCAUCGGGGAUGAGCAUUGAUCAGGAAGGGGUUCCAAGGUAUCCCCAAGGCUGUUCAAAGCAUCCCUCGAAGAAUUGUUAGAGGGGUAUAAGAACAGCAGAGAUGUAGCCAAGUAGGUCACGAUCACGAUGAACGAUGAACAAUAGACCUUCUGAUUUUCCUCGGUUCCGAAGACGAUCACAAGCAGGACACGGAUUGCAUCGCUUUCGUGUUGGUGAUUCCAGUGCCCUUGAACACCAAGACACAACCAACACCAGGAACGACGACCCUCCCACCUUAGGAUCCGCUUCUUGUCCGAAUCUAUUACACGUGCAAGACCGAAGAAAGUCACCAGUAAUGCAUAACAGGUUGCACCUUUCCGUGUCUCUAAGCGACGAACAGCAAUCCUCACAGGCAGAGUUCUACAGCCGUUACGGUCAGGCGCAGAGGGCGUCCCCCACACUGUCAGACAAGGGGAUAGUUAGCCCCGUGAUGAUCCACUUCACUACGCGCAGAAUGCGAAAGACAUCGUCUACCUCAAGUUGCAGGUCGCUGUCCGAAAACGACAGCAUUUCGUGCGAUGGAGAGGAGGUGGACCCGAGCAAAGUCAUUCCUGAAAUCAAAAUAGAUAAAACCCUCUACAAGGACCAAAACGUGACGCAGAUUCUUGACUUCCUCUACAUGGGUGACCUUGAAGCAGCGAACCGAGAGCCUCUGCUGUGUCGUCUGAACAUCGAAUACAUCGUAGACUUGAGUAACCUAUCUGGUGAUCAAGUGAAGAGGACUAUUCGCCUCAAGGACUGCCCUUGCCUAUGUGCCUCGACCAUGAAGCACACCCGCAUUCGCCUCAACCUUCAUUUGGAUGAAUCCGUAGGAGAUGGCAUUAGCCACUAUUUCGAUGAAAUCAAUAGGUUCAUUGAGGGCGCUCGUAAAUCAAACCGCAAAGUGCUGAUCUACUGCGUAACUGGACUCAUCCUCGCUCCUACUAUCACCACUCAAUACAUGAUCCAGGGUAUGGGUAUGACUCUCAAGCAGGCGCAUGGUCAUCUCACCAAGAUCAAACCGGAAGUGACUUUCCGAGAAGGAUUCCAGAGGGCGCUUAUCAGACUGGAACAAAAACUGAGGCCAAAGGCGGCAUUGCCAGGUGUCUUUGACAGAAUCGGGAGAAGGGAUGCGCAGCAACUCCAUGCGCAUACUCAACAAGCUUGGAUGUAAACAUUGCCUUGGUAGUUUAUGUUGAAGAUAUAAAAUUGAUUUAAGCUUGAGCAUUGGGAGGGUGCUCAUAGGAUCUGAAUAUGCAACCUACUAAUGUUUUGUGUACAACUGAAGAAGGCCCUCUCGCGUAUGUGCUUCUCUUUUGUAAAGACCCACUUGUUCAGUUGGUCGAAAAUUGAAUAAGGGUCUGUGCAAGGUUCCAUGACAGUUGCUCUGGUGACAAUUGCUUUUGCAAAUGGAAUGACAAACUUUAACUUUGGAUUUAACACUAUACCCUAUCCUAAACCUAACAUAAAACCCUAUUGCAACCAUAACCCUAUAUUUUAGACGGAAUAAAGCUCGGAGCAAUUGUCGUGUCACCCCAUGGGUUGGACUUGUUGUUUUAUCCAAAUGUUACCAGAGAAAUAGUCAGUAAGAUACCUCUACUUCUCAGUCAAUAAAAACCAAGGAAAAUCAGUCAAAAAUAUUGACCAAACACUCUUUCGCAUUCCUAUUCCUCAUAUAUCAAAAGUGAUCAUAUUCUACUUCUAGUCCCCAUAUUUACACGGCAAAUAUCCCCUCCACUUUGGCAAACUGAUUUUUUAAUUUUUAAAGUAAUUAUAUUGAUGUUCGGGACAUUGGAUUCCAAAUAGUUUGCCUUGGAGGCAGGUGUGAAGUCGCCCAGUGAGAAAAGAUAAUGACGUAUUCAUAUCCAACUAAACAACCACUGACAACAGAAAACAAAGACCGAUAGAGAUAAAAAUGUGCUCGAUCAUACGUUCAUAAUUUGGGCCAACAUUUUAUUCUAAUGAACAAAUAUUUUUGAUUUUCAAAUGAACAAAUAUUUAUAAAUUCGAUUUAUGCAAAAUAACGUGAUGAAAUUGUAAAAGAAACCAAACUUUGUGUGUGUCGAUUAUAAAAUUAUGUUGCAUGUUACUGUGUGGUAGACAUUUCGAGAUUUUUGCAUUUGUAUUUAUGUGAAUUCACAAAAAAGUUUGCAAUUUUGUAACUUAAGGUGAAUCUACAUUGCUGUUCUCUGUUAAUGUUUGUAUAUUUCACCGUAUACAGGUAUGCAAUGUUAAUAAAGAUGUGUUGUAAAGAGCACAUUUGUAUUUUACAGGUAUUGCAUGGUCAAAAGGGUAUGUAAAGGCCCGGUCCCUCUGGCCAGAGGACGCAAAACGUAUGCAUAAAGGAUACAGCGGACAAGCACAAUUUCGGGGUGGCUCCAUCCGUUUUCAUUCGCUCCAGAAAUGGACAAAAUUGGCGAAGAAUUAACUCACAUACAUGACAGAGGACGGAUGCUCGAUGGACAUAGAGCGUAUGAAACACGCACGGUAUGCAAUUAGUACACAACGGAUGCAUAGCGUUUUCCUACGGAUGUCAAGAUUCCCCCCCCCCCCCCCCGUUUUACAUCCUCUUUGCAUCCGUAAAGCAGUGGGACCAAGUCUUUACCAGUUUUUCGUCUAUGGGGGUAACUCAAUUCAAGUUUGGUGUUGCUUUUUGUGCUGAUGAAAACCAGUCGUUGAUCCUUGUAUGAUUGAUUUUAGAUGACGAUGUAAUAAGUUAUGACUGAAAGGCAUGUUGAUUUUCUUAACUAGCCAGUUUCAAGCAAUGUAUUGACAAAUAUAACGUCAUUGAGUUGUUUGUGUGUGCGCGCGUUUGUGUAAUUAGAUUGUGUCAAUAUAUAAGUCUUUAUAGCCAAUGAUGUCACCAUGACCAAAGGUGCGCAUAGGGGCUCGAAUCCAAAACUUCUUGAGUACUUUACAAGUUCCACACAAUUCUAAAGAGUACCGAAGUGUAACGUCACUGUCGUGACAACGAACUUGCUGGUUCUAAACAGAGUCGCAGCUGACGAUCGUCUAUACACAUUUCCAUUUGCAAAAAUUACCAUCAUUCUGAGGUUGCAAGCGAUGAAAUUCCGUUAGUAGCUAUUUUCAUCUAUGAGAAACACGACGCUCCAGGUUCAUUUGUUUAGAACCAGGCCGCCAUGAUACCAUGGCAACUGACGUCAUCGCUUUGGUACUCUAUCACAAACAGACGACAGGGGCACGGCACAAUCGAAAAUUCGCUGGAAACGAAAUAUGUGGGUUUUUGCCACAAGGUGGCGGUAUUAUCGUUUCGUUUCCUUCUCUCUUGGAGGUUGCAUUUCAGCUCUCUCGCUUUUUUCUACCCCCUCCCUGCUUUAUGGAAUGUGUAAUUCAACAUAAUAAAUAUAUGCACUUUAAAUGUGUCUGCGUUUUUCUGCUAUGUGCCCAAUAUAGAUUUUGAAAAGGAGAAGAUGUUUUACUUGAUAUUAAAUCACACAGUUAUCGCUGCUAUAUAUGUUGAAUAAAACACGUGAUUAAGAUAUGGUAUAUACACUGUUAAGGGUAUCCCUUUCUUGUUGGUGUUAGCGUUCAUUAUGAAGAUGUUAAAAUUAGAAGAGAGAGAGAGGGAGAGAGAGAGAGUGAGAGAGAGAAGGGAGAGAGAGAGAGGAGAAGCUCAAAUUAAACGAUGAUAUGCUUAGAAUCAUGAGGGGCUUAACAAGUCUUAUCAGAUGUUUACAGGAUCCAUGUUAUGCUUUGUAUGACUUGUGUUGUGUUUAUCAUUAUAAUAAUUAUAAUUGAUAUCGUUUUUAUCGUCACAUGUCAAUGUGAUGAGUAUUAAUAUAUUUCGUAAUAAUGUGUAAUGCUUAUCAUUUGGUUCACCUUGAAACAGUUUUUUUGUAAUUAUGAACUAUGUAUUGUGAGUGCAGUUUGUAUGAAAAUCAUGCAUAUUCCGGGUUCUGACGCCAUCUACGCGGCAAAACGUGAGACUUCCUCAGGUAUGGAUGCGAAGGAUGCGAAAGAUAUUGUAUGUUUGAUUUUGCCAGCGCCAUAAUGAGGCUGCGAUGAAUGCAAGGAAUGCUCCCCAGGGAGUGGAAAUUGUGCACUUUUCGUGCGGGAUUGAAAUGAAUCCAAUGACCGGGGUAAUAAUAUGCUGUAACGCGCUUUGAGCCAUUCAGGGAAAAGCGCUAUAUAAAAAUUGGUUAUUAUUAUUAUUAUUAUUAUUAUGCGGAUCAUGUGACCAGGAGAUUUGAAAUAAGAUUGUUUGCUCACUUUAAAUUCUUCGUGCUGGCGCUAUUAUAUACGUGCUAUUUUUGUAUCCGAUGUGUAACCUGAACAAAGUAAAACAAAAACGAGUUGCGAGAGUUUUAAGAAUAAAGAUUUAUAUGACGGAA
Messenger RNA from Lytechinus pictus (painted urchin), 4966 nucleotides. RefSeq lists its product as uncharacterized. The coding region runs from base 730 to 1788 and encodes 352 amino acids. Gene Ontology annotation, biological process: protein dephosphorylation; negative regulation of MAPK cascade. The record is from RefSeq and is a predicted model, not a curated record. The transcript is spliced from 3 exons. Gene Ontology annotation, cellular component: cytosol; cytoplasm. Gene Ontology annotation, molecular function: protein tyrosine/threonine phosphatase activity; MAP kinase tyrosine phosphatase activity; MAP kinase tyrosine/serine/threonine phosphatase activity. NCBI's taxonomy places the organism in Eukaryota, Metazoa, Echinodermata, Echinoidea, Temnopleuroida, Toxopneustidae.